AGCACUUGCACUGGUCAGGCCGGGGGUGCGCAGUUGUGUCGGGCAGGGGAGCAAGUUACUUAGCGCUGUACAACUUCUCGCCACCUCCCUCUGCACUCACACACCCACCUCUCACCCCCGCCCAGUUUGAGUUACCAAAAAAAAGAUCCCCUUCUGGUUUUCAAGCAGAGAAAGAGAGAGGGGAGUGGAGACUAGAGGCGAGGAACUUUGCGGAGAGAAUUAAGUUGAAGCUGCACCUGGGAGUUGUUUGACCAUAAAGGAAAGCUGUCCUGACGUCUCGCCGCUGAUCUUGCGACAUUAGCGAGCAUGUCAUUGGCACAGGGGCAGUGCGCAGUGUCCCAGGCAAGAGAGCGCAAACACGGGCAGAGCACUGACACAGGAGCUGGACGAUAAACUCUCCGGACGCAGAAAAUAACAAGGGAUUGUAUUUAUGGAGUGAACAGGACAUGGAAUUGGAUUUCACUUGUGCUGGUUCCGCUUGAGAGCUGCUUGUGAUUGACUGCUCGCUGCCUGGGGACUAAGAGCCAUCACUUGUGCUGUCAGGAGUACAAGCCACUCACUUGCCACUUGUGCUGUCGCUGCUGUCCUGGCUACACCACACAACUUGAUCGCAUUUCAGACUGAGCUGUCGCAGGCAACUGCACUUGGACUGUACCCGUGUUAGUUAUAACUCUUCACUACCGGACAGCGCGCCAUUUACACGGACUGGACAUUGUCCUUAUCCAUUCUGUAUAGAAAAGGCAACUUCAUCCAACGUUGCGCGGACUUUCUAUCGGAUCGGCCUAUGCGGAGCGCAACGACUGUCCCUGCCCAGACACAAACGCCCGCACAGCGAUAAAGCGACAUCAAGGCAUUUUGAGGGGUGUCUCGAGUGAACUGGGAUGGCUAAACCGCUGGAUCAUGUGAAGAGACCCAUGAACGCCUUUAUGGUGUGGUCCCGAGCCCAAAGGAGGAAAAUGGCCCAAGAGAACCCCAAGAUGCACAACUCUGAGAUCAGCAAGAGACUGGGCGCGGAGUGGAAGUUGCUGACCGAGGCCGAGAAACGACCGUUCAUUGAUGAGGCGAAGAGGCUGCGCGCGAUGCACAUGAAGGAUCACCCAGACUACAAGUACCGGCCUCGCAGGAAACCCAAGACUCUACUCAAAAAGGACAAGUUUGCCUUCCCAAUGCCCUAUAGUUUGACAGGGGACCAUGAUGGACUGAAGGUUGCUGGGCUACACGGAGCAGGGGCCCUCACGGAUUCCUUUCUGUCCAACCCAGAAAAAGCGGCAGCCGCCGCAGCUGCGGCAGCAGCUAGAGUGUUCUUUCCGCCGUCUGCGGCAGCCGCAGCGGCUGCAGCUGCAGCAGCCGCCGGUGGCGCAACUAAUCCUUAUUCUCUGUUUGAUUUUAGCUCUAAGAUGGCAGAGAUCACAUCUUCCUCAUCUAUUCCUUAUACCUCGUCUAUUGGAUACCCUCAGUCAAGUGGGGGCGCCUUUUCUGGGGUCGCAGCCGCAGCUGCAGCAGCCGCUGCUGCUGGUGGGGGUCACACACAUACUCACCCCUCUCCUGGGAACCCUGGUUAUAUGAUCCCAUGUAAUUGUACAGGAUGGCCCAGUCCAGGACUGCAGCCCCCAUUAGCCUAUAUUCUCUUCCCAGGCAUGGGCAAACCUCAACUGGAGCCGUACCCCGCGGCAGCCUAUGCGGCAGCUUUAUGACGGCAUGACAGCCCGACUAAGGGCACUGCUAUUCCAACCGACAGUUGGAACCCAAUGUGGGACCCAUGGACUCAGCCCUAGGACUGGAUCUCCUCUAACUCCCGGCUACAAACACUCCAUUGUCAGUCAUACUGGCUUAUGAUGCUGUGAAAUAGAGUGAAAAGUGUGAUGUGUCGCAGAAGCGACCAGUCGCACGUGGCUUAUGUGGAGUAAUUCUGGAUUCCUUCACUUGGGAGGAACUUGUGUUGUGCUGCUGAUAUUAAGUACUGGGUACGUUUCCUCGUACAAACUGGUUUCUACAAAACAAGAAAAACCACCUAGCACAGAACAUUUCAAAUGGCCCUCGUUGUGCACUUGUUAUAUCCGUGUCGCGACUUUACAGCGUUGGCUGCGACUCUGCUGCCACUUUGCAUGCAAUAGCCGGACACAGAGUCGCAGCGACAGAGAUCUCCCUGCGACUUGUGUGGGAUGAUGUGGGACACUUGUGUGCAACUGCUUGUACACACACACACACAGACUCUAGCACUGGAUGGGAAAUAUUAGUCGCAGCACAGAACUGCGAUUGAAAUGGCACUAAAUGGAAUCAGAGAUACUGCUGAUCUCUACAGAACUUUCUGAGCUCUUGCAGGAAUCCCAUGUUAUUCUGGCAAAGGCUCCUGAGGACACAAUGUAAAUGUGUAGAUGAUUGAGAGAACUUGCUGCUCUUUCCCCCCAAUCUCAGUAAGUCUAAAGCAAAGAAGCUAUUUCAGAGUAAAUCCUAAUAUUAUGUGACACAUAAGGACUGCAGUCUCCUUUCAAGUUUUUAAAGACAAUUUUCCUUAUGUCUAAUAGCUGUAUAUUUAUUAUUUAGAGAAUACCAUAAAUCUUUCCCGCCCCCCCUCCACAGAUUAACCAAACUUGAAAAUUACCUGCUCGAUUUGGGGAAUUUAGUUGCCAUGUGUUUCCCCCACCCCCCCAAAAAAAAAAUCCCAACAAAGCAGGUUAAAUAAUGAUCAUUUAGACUCAUUUCCCCUUUAGUCAAAGUCCAGAUCUUUGUUUACUUUUGUAAUGUGUAUAUUUUGACUAAUAUAUGUGAAUGAAGCCGG
Messenger RNA from Xenopus laevis (African clawed frog), 2779 nucleotides. It is a transcript of the gene sox21.L, whose product is annotated as SRY-box 21 L homeolog. The transcript has a single exon. Gene Ontology annotation, molecular function: DNA-binding transcription activator activity, RNA polymerase II-specific; RNA polymerase II cis-regulatory region sequence-specific DNA binding; DNA binding. Gene Ontology annotation, cellular component: nucleus. Lineage: Eukaryota; Metazoa; Chordata; Amphibia; Anura; Pipidae. Gene Ontology annotation, biological process: neuron differentiation; cell differentiation; negative regulation of transcription by RNA polymerase II. Bases 882 to 1694 code for a protein of 270 amino acids. The record is from RefSeq and is a predicted model, not a curated record.